UCACCCCGCAAAACACACCAAACGCAAACGCAAACGCAAACCCAAACUCUCAAACUCAAACUCAAACUCUCAAACCCCAAAACUCAAACAAACCCUAAUUUUCUGAUCUCUCAAAACUUCAAUCACCCAAUCUUGCCCUAACCCUUUUUUCAAAUUGACCUCCCUGUCCCCAACGCCAGCUUUCUUCACCAAUUUUUGCUCUUCUCGCUCUGGAUCAGAUUCCUAUUUCUCUUCGACUGUUUCGACUCUUAACUUAAAAGCGGAUGGUUUGAAGGAAAUUUUGGGCAAGUGGUGAUAUUGAAACAUGGGUAGCAGUGAGAUUGAUAAACAGGCAAAAGAGAAGGAGCCGAAGACUCCUCCAGCUACUACAACUGCGCAGGAGCAGUCUACCGCUACUACCACUGGUGCAGUUAAUCCUGACUGGUCGGGAUUUCAGGCAUAUUCUCCUAUACCUCCACAUGGGUUCUUGGCUUCAAGUCCCCAGGCUCCCCCAUAUAUGUGGGGGGUUCAGCAUAUUAUGCCUCCCUAUGGUACCCCUCCACAUCCAUAUGUUGCAAUGUAUCCACAUGGUGGCAUAUAUGCGCACCCAUCCAUUCCGGGAUCUUAUCCUUUUAGUCCUUUUGCCAUGCCUUCUCCAAAUGGAAUGGCUGAGGCUUCUGGAAACACACCUGGCAACAUGGAAGCAGAUGGUAAGCCAUCUGAGGUGAAGGAAAAAUUGCCCAUCAAAAGAUCGAAAGGAAGUUUGGGCAGUUUGAAUAUGAUAACAGGGAAGAAUAAUGAGCAUGGUAAAACAUCAGGUGCAUCUGCUAAUGGAGUUUAUUCUAAAAGUGCUGAGAGUGCAAGUGAAGGUACAAGUGAUGGAAGUGAUGCAAAUUCUCAGAGUGAUUCACAACUGAAGUCGGGGCAAGAUUCUAUGGAAGCUGAAGCAUCUCAAAAUGGAAAUUCUGCACAUGGACCUCAGAAUGGGGGACCAAAUACACCUCAUGCAAUGGUGAAUCCAGCAAUGGCCAUGGUGCCAAUGUCAGGUGCUGGUGCUGCUCCCUUAGCUGUUGCUGGUCCCACCACAAAUUUAAAUAUCGGAAUGGAUUAUUGGGGUGCUCCAACUUCAUCAGCUAUUCCUGGAAUGCGUGGGAAGGUUCCUUCUACUCCUGUUGCAGGAGGAAUUGUUACUGGAUCACGGGACAGUGUUCAGUCACAGCUUUGGCUACAGGAUGAAAGAGAACUUAAGAGACAAAGAAGGAAGCAGUCGAAUAGAGAAUCUGCUCGUCGAUCCAGGUUGCGUAAGCAGGCGGAAUGCGAUGAGCUAGCUCAGCGUGCCGAUGCCUUGAAAGAAGAAAAUUCCAAUCUUAGAUCAGAAGUGAACCGGAUCAGGAGCGAGUAUGACCAGCUACUUGCAGAAAAUGCUUCACUCAAGGUGAUGGAGAGACUUGGGGAAGUUCCUGGGCAUGAAGAUCUAAGGUCUGGCAGGAAUGACCAACAUUUGAGUAGUGACACUCAACAGACUAGGCAAACAGAGCUUGUGCAGGGUGGUCACUAGGAUGUAGCUACCUUGCUUCAUGCUGCUUUCCAGGAGCAUAACCUAACCAAUUAGCAACAGGAAGUUCCUAUUUUGCAUAGCGUGUAGUUGAAAUUUUAUCAAAGCUGACCUUUAUAGCGUUAGGAUCUGUUUAUUUCACAUCCUCCCCCUUUUCCAAUUUGGCCUAUAUAACAUUUUAAGUACCUGAAUGGUGUGUUUAAGUGUGAAACUGAUCGUACCCGUAACUGUUUUAGAGGGUAAUACUCACACUUAUAUCUGUAUUAGAUUGGUUAAUGAAAGUGUAACUCGGAUGGAAUGAUAAUCAACUUAUAUAGAUUUUUUUUUUCCUUCAA
Messenger RNA from Quercus robur (English oak), 1869 nucleotides. RefSeq names its product bZIP transcription factor 16. The record is from RefSeq and is a predicted model, not a curated record. Bases 305 to 1537 code for a protein of 410 amino acids. The transcript has 13 exons. Gene Ontology annotation, cellular component: nucleus. Gene Ontology annotation, molecular function: sequence-specific DNA binding; DNA-binding transcription factor activity. NCBI's taxonomy places the organism in Eukaryota, Viridiplantae, Streptophyta, Magnoliopsida, Fagales, Fagaceae. Gene Ontology annotation, biological process: regulation of DNA-templated transcription.